CUGACAGACAGACCAAAGACUGACCAUGAAUGCACUAACUGACAUGCUGUAGAUACAGUGUGACUGUGGUGUAAAUUUGCCUUAAUGUGAUGAAGUUAGUGACUAAGUCAGCCAUGAGCUCAAACACGCUGUCUGCUGUGAUAGAGAAGCUGAUUCGCAGCCUGUGUCUGAAUGACUUUCCCUGUGGAAAUGGCACAUGGAGAAACACCAAAGGGAGUGCGGAGCGAGCAGAGAUGGAGUCCACGGAUGCUCUCCUGGAUCUGCUGAGCUGCCCUCGUUCUCCAUGGCGCCAUGAUGUCAUGUGGAGCCCUCAAGCUUUGCCUCUCAGACAGCUGGCUGUGCUCACACCUGAACGCCUGCACGCCCCCUUUAUUUACAACUACUUCACUUCACUUCGUAUUGUUGACAGAGACGUAACAGCCAUUGACGGUGGCCUGUUGAAGUUCUCAAAGCUGGAGGAGCUGGUGCUGAGUGCUAACAAAAUCUCAGAGGUACCCACAGCAAACCUUCCCGGCACGUUAAAGAUUUUGGAGCUACGUGCAAACCGGCUGUCGUCUUUAGACAGCCUCGCCAGCGGUGCUCCUCCCCGCCUGCAGUACCUCGGCCUCAGCUCAAACACUCUGGGUUCCCAAAACGAUGUCGCUCAUCUUACUGGAAGACACUGGCCACAGCUGGUGUGUCUGGACCUCAGCGACUGCGGGUUUCAGGACCAGCAAGCUCUGCUAAAUGGCUUGAGCACCCUGCCUUGCCUCAGGACGCUGCUGCUGGAGGGAAAUCCUUUCACGCUUGCAUCCUCAUACCCAGGACUGACUGUGGACAGCCUCCCGCAGCUUUCCUGUCUGGACACCUCAUGGAUUUCCCCGGAGGAGAGGCAUCGCUUUAGGGGCUUGGCCAAGAUGAGUGACCUGGCAGUAGACAUAGCGUCAGCCACAGUGAGCGUGGGCAGGAUGACGGGAAUUCCAGAUCCUCGGAUGACUGUGGAUGACAAAGCUCCCAAUUUCCCUGUGGUCAGCUACCGUUAUUUUAUCACCUACGAGUCCCUGAGACAUCAGACACCUGCUCACUCGAAAAUUAACACUGAGACAAAAUUUGAUGCAAGAUCUGUGACUGAAGGCCAACGAUCAAACGAGAACUGCGAAAAACAGACGUCCAAACAAGACAGCGGCAUUUUGAACUCAGAGAAAUCUAGUUGUGGCAACACAUGUGCAGUGUUAAGGCACACCACAUCCAAGCUGUCGUGGUCAGAGAGCAUGGACUUCGGUGACACGCAAACCCACACCGUGAGCGCUCUGGGAGAUUUAAAGAAAUUCCUCAAUCGGGGACUGCGUUUAAGCUUAGAGGAAGAAAAGGUCCUGUCAUGGCCUGCUGCUUCUGAAGAAGUCCCGCUGACCAAAGCCAACCAACCUGGAAAAGAGAAGAAAGGCAGGAGGGAGAAAGAAUCUCCAGUUAAAUCUGAUUUCACCAAGUCUAAAGACAAAAAUAAAAAAUCUGUACCUGAGCUGGUCCAAGAUGCCCCGAUCAGACGAAUCCUUGGCUCUGUGCACAUCCCCCUGCAAAGCCUGGUCAGAGGAGGCCAGCAGGUUAAAGUCCUCUGUGACUUUGGCGUGCUGCACACAGACUCUGAGGUAGAAGCGACACAAACACAUCAAAAGGAUUUGGGAAGGAAAAACAAAGAGGACAAGAAGGAGGACAAGGAAACAAAAGGGAGACAGCACAAUGCAGCAUCGUCAAAAGAUAAAGAGAAGAGGGCGCUUGAGGUGCAAGACUCAAUAACCAGCCAACCAGUGAUUGUGGAGCUGAUUGUGGAGCUGAAGAAAUGGCAGACUGCGUCUGAAGCUCACCACUUCCUCCUGCCACAAACCUCCUAAGGCGGACUGCUCUCCCUGGGGUCCGUUUGUCCUUCCGUCCUUCCUUCCUCAUGACUGUUAACUGUGACGGUACCGUUGAGAUAACUGCAUAAUAAAUUUCUUGCCUCCUCAAAGUACCGUCUUAUCAGGCUGCUGUAUUUGCAUCCUAUUCAGGACUGCAUGUGCUGUGUGCAUUUAAGUGGACUGGAAAAUGUCCGUACUUAGGGCUUAUUCAGAACUUUAAAUUAAAUAUCAUACCCAACUUUGUGUUCAUGUGACGUGGAAAAACCAUCCGGACUGACAGAUUCCUUUGAACUACAUGGAAGCUAUUUUUUGAAAUUAGUUUUUAAAUCCACUCAGUGAAUCACCAUCUUGUGGUGGUGGAGAGGUUUGUGUGUCUCAGUGAGACCAGGGGCUAUGUUGCUGAGGGGUUUUUGCCCCAAAGCAAAUUAGUCCUGUAUGAAGGGCCAGACAAAGAGUGAUUCAGAGGACCCCUGUAGAAGGAAAGAAAUCAAGGGAGCGAAUUACUGUGCCCAAGAUGGGGUUACCAGGGCCCCUGCCCUGGAGCCAGGCCUGAGGAGGGUGGUCCGCUGCACCCAGCCACUCCAGUACAGUGGGUUUAGUGAUGGAGAAUGUCAGCACUGAACCCCGUUAGUCUAACUUGUUAUAUUUUUUUAAGUGACAGAAAGCAGUUGCGGUAACUUUAUUAAAUUAUUAAAGUGAUUAUCAAAGCUUAGAUCACUGUCGAAAAAUAAUGCCAAACUUCCUAACUUGUUCACUGUGUUUCAGAGAAAAGA
This is a messenger RNA of Oreochromis aureus, 2644 nucleotides long. Its product is annotated as leucine-rich repeat-containing protein 43. The record is from RefSeq and is a predicted model, not a curated record. Lineage: Eukaryota; Metazoa; Chordata; Actinopteri; Cichliformes; Cichlidae. Bases 90 to 1868 code for a protein of 592 amino acids. The transcript is spliced from 12 exons.